CGCGCGGACGCUGCGUGGUGGGCGUGGCUCGCGUCCCGCGGGGCCGCUCGGUGCCGCCUGCGAGACGCGCGGAGCCGCUGCUGCCGCCGCCGCCGCCGGGGCCUCGCCGGGAGGAGGGGCCGGAGCGGGAGGCCGAGUCCGGUCCAUGGACCGGCCGGACCCGAGGCGGAGCCCGUGGAAGGAGCCGCUCGGCCCCGGCGCGGCCGCGAGGGGCGAGAGGCGGCGCGGCGCGGCUGAGCGCGGCUGAGCGCCUGUGUCCGCCGGCGCGGCGCGGCCGGGCGCCGCCGCGGCACCAUGUCGGCCAAGGUGCGGCUGAAGCGGCUGGAGCAGCUGGUGCUGGACGGGCCGCAGCGGCACGACGGCGCGCUCAGCGUGGAGACCCUGCUCGACCUGCUGGUCGGCGUCUACGCCGAGUGCAGCCGCGACUCGCCGCUCCGCCGCGACCGCUACGUCUCCGACUUCCUCGAGUGGGCAAGACCAUUUACAAAACUGGUAAAGGAAAUGCAACUUCAUCGAGAUGAUUUUGAAAUUAUAAAAGUGAUUGGAAGAGGUGCAUUUGGUGAGGUUGCGGUUGUUAAAAUGAAGUGUACAGAACGCAUUUAUGCAAUGAAAAUUCUAAACAAGUGGGAAAUGCUCAAAAGGGCAGAGACAGCUUGUUUCCGAGAAGAGAGAAAUGUUUUGGUGAACGGAGAUUGUCAGUGGAUUACUACGUUGCACUAUGCCUUCCAAGAUGAGAACUAUUUGUACCUAGUGAUGGACUAUUAUGUUGGUGGUGACUUGCUGACGCUUCUCAGUAAGUUUGAAGACAAGCUUCCUGAAGAUAUGGCUAGGUUCUACAUUGGUGAGAUGGUGCUUGCUAUACAUUCCAUACAUGAGCUGCAUUACGUGCACAGGGACAUAAAGCCUGAUAAUGUUCUUUUGGACAUGAACGGCCACAUACGACUGGCAGACUUUGGAUCCUGUCUGAAAAUGAGUGAAGAUGGCACAGUACAGUCAUCAGUAGCAGUGGGUACUCCUGACUACAUCUCUCCUGAGAUACUGCAAGCAAUGGAAGAUGGAAUGGGCAAAUAUGGGCCUGAAUGUGACUGGUGGUCACUGGGUGUCUGCAUGUAUGAAAUGCUUUAUGGUGAAACACCCUUUUAUGCAGAGUCAUUAGUGGAAACCUAUGGGAAGAUUAUGAAUCAUGAAGAGCGAUUUCAGUUUCCAUCCCAUGUUACAGAUGUAUCUGAAGAAGCAAAAGAUCUUAUUCAGCGACUUAUCUGCAGUAGGGAACGUAGACUGGGACAGAAUGGAAUAGAGGAUUUUAAGUCUCAUGCAUUUUUUGAAGGACUUAAUUGGGAUAACAUCCGAAACCUAGAAGCACCUUAUAUUCCAGAUGUUAGCAGUCCUUCUGACACAUCAAACUUUGAUGUAGAUGAUGAUGUAUUAAGAAAUCCAGAAGUGGUGCCACCAAGUUCUCAUACAGGCUUUUCUGGAUUGCAUUUACCAUUCGUUGGGUUUACAUACACAACUGAUAGUUCUUUAUCUGAUAGAGGCUCUUUAAAGAGUGCAAUGCAGUCUGACACUGUAACCAAAGAUACGGAUGCACAGCGUGACUUAAAGAACAGUUCACAAAUAGAAGGUUAUGAAAAGAAAAUACGGAAAUUGGAGCAAGAAAAGCAGGAUUUGAACAGAAAACUGCAAGAAUCUACACAGACAAUGCAGAACCUACAAGGUCCAGUGUGUGUUACAGUAAAUACAAACCGUGAUAAGGAAAUAAAAAAAUUAAAUGAAGAAAUUGAGCGGUUGAAGAACAAAUUAACAGAUAUAAGUAAACUGGAAGGACAGCUUGCAGAUGCAGUGGCUUUUCGACAAGAACAUGAAGACUCUAUACACAAAUUAAAAGGACUGGAAAAACAGUGCAGGGUACUGCGGCAAGAGAAGGAGGACCUUCAUAAGCAACUUGUAGAAGCCUCAGAGAGACUAAAGAUGCAAUCCAAAGAAUUGAGGGAUGCUCAUCAACAAAGAAAGCUAGCUGUGCAGGAGUUCUCCGAGCUCAGUGAGAGGAUGGGAGACCUGCGCUCUCAAAAGCAGAAGCUCUCCCGGCAACUUCGAGACAAAGAGGAGGAAGUAGAAAUGAGCAUGCAGAAAAUUGAUGCCAUGCGACAGGACAUCCGUAAAUCGGAGAAGAUCAGAAAAGAGUUGGAAGCCCAGCUGGAAGAAGUUGCAGCAGAAGCAUCAAAAGAACGCAAGCUUCGUGAGCACAGUGAGGUCUUCUCCAAACAGCUGGAAAAUGAACUAGAAGCUCUAAAGGUGAAGCAGGGAGGCCGGGCAGCAGGUGUCACACUAGAACAUCAGCAGGAGCUUUCCAAAAUGAAGUCUGAGCUGGAGAAGAAAAUCUUAUUUUACGAAGAGGAGUUGGUCCGACGAGAAGCAUCACAUGUCUUGGAAGUAAAAAAUGUGAAAAAAGAAGUAUACGAUUCAGAGAGCCAUCAACUCGCACUGCAGAAAGAGAUCAUGAUAUUAAAGGAUAAACUAGAGAAAGCAAAACGAGAGAGGCACAGUGAGAUGGAGGAAGCAGUAGGAACAAUGAAGGAGAAAUACGAGCGUGAAAGAUCUAUGCUCUUAGAAGAUAACAAAAAGCUAACAACAGAAAAUGAGAGGCUUUGCUCCUUUGUGGAUAAAUUAACAGCACAGAACAGGCAGCUAGAAGAUGAGCUCCAAGACCUAGCAGCAAAGAAGGAGUCUGUUGCUCACUGGGAAGCUCAGAUUGCAGAAAUUAUUCAAUGGGUAAGUGAUGAGAAGGAUGCUCGUGGCUAUCUCCAAGCAUUAGCUUCCAAGAUGACAGAAGAACUAGAAUCAUUAAGAAGUUCCAGUCUGGGGUCAAGAACACUGGAUCCGCUUUGGAAAGUACGACGCAGUCAGAAGUUGGAUAUGUCAGCUAGGCUGGAAUUACAAUCUGCCCUCGAUGCAGAAAUUCGUGCCAAACAACUAGUUCAAGAAGAGCUUCGAAAAGUUAAAGAUGCAAACAUAUCUUUUGAAAGUAAAUUAAAGGAAUCAGAAGCAAAAAACAGGGAACUAUUGGAAGAAAUGGAAGGUUUGAAGAAAAAGUUGGAGGAAAAGUACAGAACUGAUACAGGUCUCAAACUUCCAGACUUUCAAGAUUCCAUCUUUGAAUAUUUCAACACCUCUCCUCUUGCACGUGAUCUGACUUUCAGAGAUUCUGUUUCUUCUUCGUCUACAUCUUCUCUGCUAGCCUUUUGGGAAGAAACCAGUUCUAUUAGUGAGCAGGAAACACAGGGUCCCAAAUCAGAAGUUUCACCAUCUACUUCAGUUAUAACUGCAGAGCAACAACAAGAAGAACCAAUUCGGCUUCAGAGGAUGCCUGCUGCUCCUUCCCCCACCAUUCAGUCCAUUUCUCUAGCUGUACCAAAGCCUAAAGCUCACCAGCUCAACAUCAAGUCAUUUACAAGCCCUACUCAGUGUAGUCAUUGCACUUCUCUUAUGGUGGGAUUAGUUCGACAAGGUUAUGCCUGUGAUGUGUGUUCAUUUGCAUGCCAUGUUUCCUGCAAGGAUAAUGCACCUCAAGUCUGUCCUAUACCCCCUGAGCAAGCCAAAAGGCCUCUUGGAAUAGAUGUGCAAAGAGGAAUAGGAACUGCCUAUAAAGGUUACGUCAAGGUUCCAAAGCCUACAGGAGUUAAGAAAGGGUGGCAGAGAGCUUAUGCAGUUGUUUGUGACUGUAAACUCUUCUUAUAUGAUGUGCCGGAAGGAAAAUCUACCCAACCUGGUGUUGUUGCAAGUCAGGUCUUGGAUCUCAGAGAUGAAGAUUUCUGUGUGAGCUCUGUCCUGGCAUCAGAUGUAAUACAUGCAACUCGUAAAGAUGUCCCGUGUAUAUUCAGGGUGACAGCUUCUCUCUUAGGUUUGCCUUCAAAGUCUUGUUCUCUGCUGAUCCUGACGGAAAAUGAGAAUGAGAAGAGAAAGUGGGUUGGAAUUCUAGAAGGGCUCCAGUCUAUCCUGCACAAAAACAGCCUGAGAAACCAGGUUGUGCAUACUCCACAGGAAGCCUAUGACAGUACACUGCCUCUUAUUAAAGCAAGUUUAGCUGCUGCUAUUGUAGAUCGAGAUAGAAUAGCAAUUGGUUCAGAAGAAGGACUGUAUGUGAUAGAGGUGACCCGUGACGUGAUAGUCCGAGCUGCAGACUGUAAGAAGGUAUACCAGAUCGAGCUUGCUCCCAAAGAGAAAAUUAUCAUCCUCAUCUGUGGUCGGAACCACCAUGUUCACCUCUUCCCCUGGGCCUCUCUGGAUGGAUCAGAAGGAAGCUUUGACAUGAAGCUUGCAGAAACUAAAGGCUGCCAACUCAUCACAACUGGAACGCUGAAGAAAAGUUCUUCAACUUGUUUGUUUGUGGCUGCCAAGCGACAGGUUUUUUGCUACGAAAUUCACAGAACUAAACCUUUCCACAAAAAAUUCAAUGAAAUUCAGGCUCCAGGGACUGUACAGUGGAUGACAGUGUUCAAGGACAAGCUCUGUGUUGGCUACCAGUCUGGGUUCUCUCUGUUGAACAUCCAGGGAGAUGGACAAUCUAUAAACCUGGUAAAUCCUAAUGACCCCUCGCUUAUGUUCCUCUCACAACAGUCUUUUGAUGCCCUUUGUGCUGUGGAGCUCAGUAAUGAGGAAUACCUGCUUUGCUUCAGCCAUAUGGGAAUAUACGUCGAUUCACAAGGUCGAAGGUCACGCAUGCAGGAACUAAUGUGGCCUGCAACUCCUGUUGCCUGUAGUUGUAAUUCUUCAUAUGUAACAGUGUACAGCGAGUAUGGUGUUGAUGUGUUUGAUGUUAACACUAUGGAAUGGGUCCAGACUAUUGGCCUGCGAAGGAUCAGACCAUUAAACAUGGACGGAACACUAAAUCUCCUUAACUGUGAGCCAGCAAGACUAAUAUAUUUCAAGAACAAGUUUGCAGGAGCUGUCCUCAGUGUACCGGAAACAUCUGACAACAGCAAAAAGCAAAUGCUUCGAACUAGGAGCAAAAGAAGAUUUGUAUUUAAGGUUCCUGAGGAAGAGCGGUUACAACAAAGGCGGGAAAUGCUUAGAGACCCUGAGCUAAGGUCAAAGAUGAUUUCUAACCCAACAAAUUUCAACCAUGUGGCUCAUAUGGGACCAGGAGAUGGAAUGCAGGUUCUCAUGGACCUCCCACUGAGCGUUUUACCUGCUGCCCAGGAUGAAAAACCAUGUCCCUCUACAGCUAACCUCUCACGGCAGCAGCAGCAGCAGCAGAGAAACAAAACGUAUAUUUCCUGGCCAUCAUCAAGUGGCAGUGAUGUGGGAGGAGCCAUUCCUUCCCGAAGUAUGUCUGAUCCUGACCAGGAGUUUGACAAAGAGCCUGAUUCAGACUCCACCAAACACUCUACUCCAUCCAACAGCUCAAAUCCAAGUGGUCCCCCAAGUCCCAACUCUCCUCAUAGGAAUCAGCUUACACUAGAUGGACUGGACCAGUCAACCUGUGACGCGUAACACUACAGCUCUCACCAUUCUGGCUUCGAUCAUCCACUACUCCAUGGAGUAUUCAAGAGCAGGGCAAAGCUGUCUCAGAUGCUAGUGCCAAGACUGACACUGAAUUGCUAGUGUUGUACAAGAAUAAUUAUAUAUCCAGAUUGUAGAUACAAACUAUUGAAAUGAAGAAAAUUCUUUACUAAAUAGUGAUCAAGCUUUUUAUGCAGAAUUGUUCACUGCUCAGUUAUGGUUGAUUCCUCUCUGCACAGCUGUGACACAGUUUUAUUGCAUAGGAGCAUUUAAGGCCACCAGUAAAUAGUCUUAUUCUUAUGCUGAAAAAGAAAUAGAGAUACUGAUAAUGUUGCUACAAUAUCAGGAAUAUUAUUUUUCUAUAGAAUGAUGUAAUGUCUCAUUAGCAGGAAAUCCUUUUAGACACAAUUUAGACCUCUGAAUAGGAACUGCAAGCAGGUCUAGUUACAUCCUCAGAUAAAUAUACUUUUCCCUUUUUCCCAUAACUGUUUAUUUCCUAACCCUUAAGGAGAAUGCUAGGAAGCGUAGGUUAUUCCCAAUAUCAACAGAAUCACCAGGAAGUGAAAUGAAACUUGGUUAUAGUUUUGUGGCCUUUUAAUUCAUUUAGCCAUUACAUACUCAGCUGCAUAACUGUCUUUCUAUCUUUCUACCAACUUUAGUCUUGUACAUAGGACUACUACCAGUUAUCUUUUACCCAUACCCUGCUUUUUAGUCCUCAUCAGUCACAAUCAUUAGUCAGGGCUUUUAAAAUACUGAUAAUUACUGCUGUGAAAACAAUUUUACUCAUAGUUCCUGCUAUCCCCUUCUGAGAAACUUUCUCCUGGGUUUUUUGGUGUAAAGACACACUACAUUGUUUAGCUAGCAAACCUUCUUGUGGACACAUUGCCCUUGAAGUCUGCUUGAUCUAAGGGACUGUAUCACUAAAACAUCAGUCUUAUUUUAUUGGUUACCAAAGUGGAAUGUGAAGGAUGUGUAACUGAGGGUGCUGCUUUUUUCAUUAAUUGUAUCCUCACCUGCAUGAAGACCCCAUGAUUAUUAAUCAAGUAUUGAUCAUGUAGAAAAAUGCACAACACACUCCUGUAUAUUUUGCUAUGGCCCACGUGCAGUGGUGAUGUUUUGCGUGUAUAUUUAAUCUCAUGCUUCCAUGUAUUAUACAUUUAGCAAUCAAAGAUUUGUGACCAUGUUUCAUUAAAAGCUUGUAAUUAAUUCAGUGGCUGGCAUAUCCAGUUUGUCAUUGUCACACUAGUGUGCCUUCUGUGCCAAUUUUAUGACAGUUGGAUGUCACUUAUUUAAAAUUUGGUUUAAAUGGGCUAAUGAUAUACCAAUGGCUAAUGUUCUUUUCUGAAACACUGUAUAGGACGUGCACUUAUCUUUAGUUUAAACUGAGUGUUCUAGUCAACAUUUAAUCCUGUUACGUUAAGUGUUCGACAGUACUUGCUCUUUUUCUCAGAUUAUUGAUAAAGGGGCUCAGUUAGAGCUGGACACUACUGCUUUGGGGGUUUUCUGGUUUUUACUUUUUUAAUGUAAGUCUAAGUCUUUGUAAUUAUUGAAUUGUGAGAACAUUUUUGAACAAUUUACCUGUCAAUAAAGCAGAAGAGGGAGGUUUUAAAGUU
Dromaius novaehollandiae (emu) is the source of this 7112-nucleotide messenger RNA. It is a transcript of the gene CDC42BPB, whose product is annotated as CDC42 binding protein kinase beta. Lineage: Eukaryota; Metazoa; Chordata; Aves; Casuariiformes; Dromaiidae. Gene Ontology annotation, biological process: peptidyl-threonine phosphorylation; actomyosin structure organization. The transcript is spliced from 38 exons. Gene Ontology annotation, molecular function: ATP binding; protein serine/threonine kinase activity. The coding region runs from base 295 to 5490 and encodes 1731 amino acids. The record is from RefSeq and is a predicted model, not a curated record. Gene Ontology annotation, cellular component: cytoplasm; cytoskeleton.